AUGUUCCAGCCCCGGGAUGGGGAUCUGGAAUGGGAUUUUUCCAGCCCUGGGACGGGGAUCUGCCAUGCUGCCCUGUCUCCCCAGGAUUCCCAGCCCUCUCCCCUGGCCCUGCUGGCAGCCACAUGUAGCAAGAUCGGUCCCCCUGCCGUGGAAGCCGCCGUGACGCCGCCGGCCCCUCCCCAGCCCACCCCUCGCAAACUGGUGCCCAUCAAACCCGCCCCGCUGCCCCUGGGCUCUGCCAAGAACAGCAUCGGCAUCCUGUCCUCCAAAGGGAACCUCUUCCAGAUCCAGGGUUCCCAGGUGGGCACCUCCUACCCCGGGGGGCAGCUGGUUUUUGCCAUCCAGAACCCGGCCGUGCUCAACAAAGCCUCUCGCUCUUCGUCGUCGUCCUCCUCUUCUUCCUCCUCCAACAUCCAGUACCAGGCGGUGCCACAGCUGCAGCCCGGUGGGGCUCAGACCAUCCAGGUGCAGCCCAACCAGAUCCAGAUCAUCCCAGGCACCAACCAGGCCAUCCUCACUCCAUCUUCCUCCUCCUCCUCCUCCUCAUCCUCACACAAACCCGUGCCCAUCAAACCGGCCCCGGCUCAGAAAGCGGCGUCGGCGACGAGCGGCGUGGUCAAACUGCCCGGGGGUGGCAACGUCACCUUAACCCUGCCCGUCAACAACCUGGUGAGCCCUGAGGGAGGUGGGCAGAGCCAGCUGGUCACGGACAGCCCCUCAAAACCGGGUAAAAAACCUCGGAAAAAGGCCAUGUCCCCCGCCCAGCCGGCCGCAGUGGCCGUGGCGGAGCAGGUGGAGACGGUGCUGAUCGAAACGACGGCGGAAAACAUCAUCCAAGCCGGGAACAACCUGCUGAUCGUGCAGAGCCCUGGCUCGGGGCAGCCAGCAGUGGUGCAGCAGGUGCAGGUGGUGCAGCCCAAGCAGGAGUCGCAGGUGGUGCAGAUCCCGCAGCAGGCGCUGCGCGUGGUGCAGGCGGCCUCGGCCACGCUGCCCACGGUGCCGCAGAAAUCCUCGCAGAACUUCCAGAUCCAGGCGGCCGAGCCCACCCCCACACAGAUCUACUUCAAGAGCCCCACCGGCGAGCUGCAGACCGUGCUGCUCCAGGAGGCCUCGUCCAUACCCGUGCCCGUGCCUCCAUCCUCGGGGACAUCGUGUGGCAGCCCCGUGUCCCGCAGCCCCGGCCCCGGGGCCGGCCCCGCCCGCAAACCGGCCCCUCGCAAGGAGAGGCCGCUGCCCAAAAUCGCCCCGGCCGGGGGCAUCCUGAGCCUGAACGCAGCACAGCUGGCGGCAGCUGCACAGGCCAUGCAGACCAUCAACAUCAACGGCGUCCAGGUGCAGGGGGUGCCCGUCACCAUCACCAACACCGGAG
This is a messenger RNA of Sturnus vulgaris (Common starling), 1369 nucleotides long. NCBI's taxonomy places the organism in Eukaryota, Metazoa, Chordata, Aves, Passeriformes, Sturnidae. The record is from RefSeq and is a predicted model, not a curated record.